AUGGGCAAAUCCCAGUCCAAGCUUUCCCAAGAGCAGCUUGCUGAACUGCAGAAGUCGACCCAUUUCGACAAGAAGGAGUUGCAACAAUGGUACAAGGGCUUUCUCAAGGACUGUCCAUCGGGCAUGCUCACUAAGGAGGAGUUUCAGAAGAUUUACAGACAGUUCUUCCCGUUUGGCGAUCCAAGUUCAUUUGCAGACUACGUUUUCAACGUCUUCGACAGCGACAAGUCAGGAAGCAUCGACUUCAAGGAGUUCAUAUGCGCUCUAAGCGUUACGAGCCGCGGAAAAAUGGAGGACAAACUCGACUGGGCUUUCCAGCUGUAUGAUAUCGAUGGCGACGGGAAGAUUAGCUACGACGAAAUGCUCAAGAUCGUCGAGGCGAUUUACAAGAUGGUUGGCUCCAUGGUUAAGCUUCCUGAGGACGAAGACACCCCCGAGAAGCGGGUACGGAAGAUUUUUCGCAUGAUGGACAAGGACGAGAACGGCAGUCUCGACAUGGAAGAAUUCAAGGAGGGUAGCAAACGUGAUGAGACCAUCGUAUCCGCCCUGUCUCUGUACGAUGGCCUGGUGUAA
Molecule: messenger RNA, 573 nt
Organism: Colletotrichum chrysophilum
Lineage: Eukaryota; Fungi; Ascomycota; Sordariomycetes; Glomerellales; Glomerellaceae
Gene: NCS1
Product: Neuronal calcium sensor 1
Exons: 4
Coding region: 1-573 (190 amino acids)
Cellular component (GO): cytosol; membrane; intracellular membrane-bounded organelle
Molecular function (GO): calcium ion binding
Source: RefSeq, a predicted model, not a curated record